ACGUCGACUUGCACCACCUGCGCUUUUCAAUCUUCCACUUAGUAUUCUACCUGUUUAACUUCUCAAAUUGAUUUGUACCGAAUACUACAUCUGCCAUAUGUACAACAUAUUUUCUUCUUUGUAGCACCUGCGUCGAUAUUGGCAGUCAUCCUCCAACGGCAACCGCUCGAAUCCCGGUUCCGCCGUUUGAUUCCUUUACCUCAUAUCUUCUGCCUACGCCCACCAACCAGUGACACAUUCGUUAUUGCUGUAACGGAGUGCCAAACUGCGCCUUCGAGCGUUGCUGGCUGCCCUUGAAGACCUCCCAACACCCUUUUUGAUCCGCUCAUGGAAAACGCAAAUUUGUGGACUAGGCGCUCAAAUACUGGGAAGCUUUCGUUGUCUAUGAGAGAUCAUGAGGGGAAGGAUGGCAACAAGAUAGACUCUCCGCGAUCAUACACAAGUAGACGCUUUGGCGAUACUUCUUCACACGGCAAAACAAAUCCAUUCAACGCACUCUCCCCGGCCGCCACGAAAUCCCCCUCGGCGAGCGCAUCGUCUGCCUUUGGUUUGGGAAGUGGUGCCUUUGCUUCCUUUGGCUCUGCGAAGACGCCAAAGACCCCAGGAACUAGUGGCGGUUUCGACUUCACAUCCCGCGAGAAGAAAGAGAAGGACGCAGAAACACCAGCGGAAGGAUCAGAGGCCGAAAGGGCCGGGGGUUUCUCAACAUCACCAGCGGCGCAGCCAGGCCACCAAUUGAGGAAUGCUUGGAACCUGUUCUACAGACCCCCAGCGAACAAAUUUUCAGACUACGAAAAAUCCACCCAGAAGCUCGCCACCAUUGGCUCGGUAGAAAGCUUCUGGACGAUAUAUUCGCACUUGAAGCGACCGUCUCUUCUGCCGGCUGUGUCCGACUACCAUAUAUUCAAGGAUGGCAUCCGUCCUGUAUGGGAGGACGAAGCCAACAAGAAGGGCGGGAAGUGGAUUGUGAGGCUCAAAAAGGGCGUUGCUGAUCGAUAUUGGGAAGAUCUGCUGUUGGCCAUGAUUGGCGAUCAGUUCAUGGAGGCUGGGGAUGAGGUCUGCGGAGCAGUGCUCAGCGUCCGCAGCGGCGAAGAUGUUCUCAGUGUUUGGACCAAGAUUGACGGCGGAAGGAACAUCAAGAUCCGCGAGACCAUCAAACGUAUACUCGCUUUCCCAGCCGACACCAAUAUCGUAUGGAAGAGCCACGAUGACAGCAUAGCCCAGCGUUCCGCCCUGGAUGAGGCUAGACAGCAGAAGGUUAAUGCUACUUCGGGUCAUGCUGGGGACAUGCCACGGCGGCGGCCCACGUUACACGACGAGUCUGAGAAGAGCAGAGGGAAGGCCCCUGCCUCAUAGUAUAGGGAUCAUAUCCCACCUGUAGAACCACUGCAAAUAAUUCCUGGAUACGAGUCCCGCAAGGGAGACUUGACCAAACCAAUGCAUCCUUCGUCGAU
Molecule: messenger RNA, 1454 nt
Organism: Exophiala xenobiotica
Lineage: Eukaryota; Fungi; Ascomycota; Eurotiomycetes; Chaetothyriales; Herpotrichiellaceae
Exons: 3
Coding region: 328-1356 (342 amino acids)
Biological process (GO): translational initiation
Cellular component (GO): cytoplasm; eukaryotic translation initiation factor 4F complex
Molecular function (GO): translation initiation factor activity; RNA 7-methylguanosine cap binding
Source: RefSeq, a predicted model, not a curated record